GAACAUUAUUACCGGCGACUUAGCAGGCGUUGACCGUACUUCCAUCUUUCAUACGUUGGAACCUUGGAGACCUAAGGAAACCUGAAGCUCAAUCAAGAAUUAUCUUAAUCUAGCUCGCCACCGAGCUUGACAAUACCAACGAUGGCGUCCGACCUUUCUUCAUUGCUGAACUCGUCAAGAGCUCUGAAUUCGCAUCUUUCACGGCCUGAUCUUCCUUCUGUCAACCUUUCACUCGAUCAGAUAGAGGCACAGUCGCGUCGGCUCGUAUCACGACAACCUGGAGCAUCAAGUGAUGCUGACCGAGCAAACUACCUUCUGGCACAGGCUCAUGUUGAUGCCCCUGCCCUUGCCAACUCCAUCGCACACUUGAAUACCUCGUCAACUUUCUCUCCCCUCCAGCCCCUCCAAGACACGGAUGUCUCAGGCUAUCUUCGUCAUGCUCACGAACAGAAUCUUAUUUCAACGAUAGAAGAAGGUCGAAGAGAAACCCAGGAGCAUUUCUAUCGUCUGCUUGAGGAGCGCAGCCACAAAGACUGGGAGGCCAAAAAGAGACGCGUGUUUGAAGAGCUGGGAGGUCGUGCUACUAGUGAUAGCAAAGCUCUUGCUGAAAUGAAAAAGAGUUUCCAUGGAAAGGCGGCGCUGGCGGCAAGCACAGGACCUAGUUUGACUCUCCAGAUGCAGAGCAAGAUGAUGGCAUAUGACCGUGCAAUCAGCGAACUGAACGCUGCAAGGUUGCGCGGAACAUCUUGUCCUAUCAUCCAUCUCCUUAUGCAAGCCGCUGCCAGUUUGAAUUCAGAGCCUUCCUCACAACAAAUACUUCAAAACUUCCACGUGCUUGCAAAGAUUACUAGUGAACCCCCCGCUCUACCCCCUGUGGAGCACGCAGGCGCUCACAUCUUGAACGCCCCGCUUUUCGAACGCAAAUAUGCGCGGGUGUAUCUGGGGGAUAGCGACUCCAGGGAGGCUGCAGCUCUGCGGAUACAGAUUGCCAAAGGCUCACGAGAAGCGCUCGAGGACCAAUUUUGGGAUAUCAUUGAACGCACGAUCCAGUCGAGACCUAUGGAAGCCCGUCUUGGAGGAGACCCUAGUGUAGCAAAUAAAAUACGCGCCUUUCUCCUAAUGAGAUAUUACAAAAACGGGCAGUGGGAAGAUCGGAUAGAGCUUGUCGCUGGUCAGCCUUUGUGGGCUAAGUUGUACUACCUUGUACGCACCGGUCACGCACAAGAGGCCCUUGAUGAAGCCUUGAAGUCACAGCAAGCUAUUGAACACCGCGAAGACAGCUUCAUGAACCACUUCCGCUCAUGGGUCGAGUCGCCAGAAAGACGGUUACCCAAACCACAUCGUGACCACUUGCAAACAGUAUACAAUGCACACAUGUUGCAUUCUGCAUCUGCAGAUCCAUUCAAGCUUGCACUCUAUAAACUCAUGGGCAAGCUCGAGCCUUCGCGGCGAACAGUAUCACAAGUGACGAUGACGACCGAGGAUUGGUUGUGGUUCCAGCUUGCAAUGGUUGAUGAAGAGGAAGAGGGUGGCCUCCGUGGGCUCACAGAAGUUCUUCUAAGUUAUGGAGAGCGCCACUUCGACGGUACAAAGAGGGGUGUGUGGCCUGGUGUUCUGCUCAUGUGCGGCCAGUUUGAACGUUCUGUGGCUGCACUAUGGGAGCACCCAGAAACAGAAAUCGAAGCUGUUCACCUUGCUAUUGCGCUUGCAUAUCAUGGGCUUCUACGCGUCCCAUCUCGUGCUGAAACAUCUGACAUCAGUCCUUUGACCUUGUCCCCACUCUCACCUCCCGCACUCAGCUUGCCGAUGCUCAUUUGGCGAUACGUACGCCAGUUCGUUAAGAUGGACGCGAAAGAAGCGCUACAGUAUGUCUACUGCGUCUGUCUCUCGGCGGAUCAAGGCGACGGCGUCGGCAGAGAAAAUGUAGAGACCGCUUGGGAACUCGUGAGGCGCAUCAUCGUUCUCGCUCACUCAGGUCCCGCCUGGGAAGAGCUUGUCGGUGGAUUCAGACCCGAUGGCACGCGUUUCAGCGGCAUCAUCGAACAGGGCGCUACUCUUCUCCAUCUACAAAACACCGCCCAGUACAACGAACAGAUCCUCAUUCGCGCCGCCCGCGACUCCGAGGAGAACGACCGCAUUCCGGAGGCGAUCAAGCUCUACAACCUCGCCGGGGACUACGGCACUGUCAUUUCAUGCCUCGCCCAGGCGCUCGGCAACACCCUGGCGCAGCCAGCAGGUGAAUCAGAUAAGGGCAAAAUCAUCGAACGCACUGCCGUUGAGAUUUUGAGACAUUACGAGCGCACGAACAGGGCAGUAGGCAAGGAUCGAGAUGCUGCUGUAAGACUGUUACGCAUCAGGGAAGCGCUCAAUGCGAAGAGCUCUGGACGGUUCGAUGUUGUGCUUGAGAUUAUGGAGUCUACGGAUCUCAUUCCUCUCGAUGGAGAUGUUGCAAAGAUUACGAGGAAGGCUGAGGAGUUCAAAGAUUUGCAUGAUGCCUUACAACGCAAUCUACAAGUCUAUUUGCCGCUCACGAUGGAGGCCUUAGCGGCAGUACACCAAUCCAUCAAAAAUUCUGCUACAGCAGAAACUACAAGGCAGAUGACAUUGACAACGCUUAGGAAAAAAUCGAGGUCGCUGAUGGUGUUUGGUGGUAUCCUCAAGUAUAGGAUGUCGCCUGAUGUGUACUCGUAUCUGGCGAGAUUGGAUGUCGAGAUCGCUCUGUAAAAUAUGGUAAAUCAGGUCAGAAUAGUUCUGUAUGUCGUCGAGAUUUUGUUUAUAAUAUUGUGAUGAGACCUGGAAGAACGAACCA
Messenger RNA from Suillus discolor, 2809 nucleotides. RefSeq names its product nucleoporin-interacting protein NIC96. The transcript is spliced from 12 exons. The record is from RefSeq and is a predicted model, not a curated record. The coding region runs from base 142 to 2724 and encodes 860 amino acids. Gene Ontology annotation, molecular function: structural constituent of nuclear pore. NCBI's taxonomy places the organism in Eukaryota, Fungi, Basidiomycota, Agaricomycetes, Boletales, Suillaceae. Gene Ontology annotation, cellular component: nuclear pore. Gene Ontology annotation, biological process: poly(A)+ mRNA export from nucleus; protein import into nucleus.